Papaver somniferum (opium poppy) is the source of this 705-nucleotide messenger RNA. RefSeq lists its product as uncharacterized. The record is from RefSeq and is a predicted model, not a curated record. NCBI's taxonomy places the organism in Eukaryota, Viridiplantae, Streptophyta, Magnoliopsida, Ranunculales, Papaveraceae. The coding region runs from base 1 to 705 and encodes 234 amino acids. Gene Ontology annotation, molecular function: nucleic acid binding; RNA-DNA hybrid ribonuclease activity. The transcript has 2 exons.
AUGGCUGCUACAAAUAUCAGAAUUCGAGCUCAAAUAUCAAUGCCCGAAUGCGGUGAGAGGACAAGCAAUAACCGAUCUCAUGGCUAUGUUCCCGGGAGAAGUAAAAAUGUCGCGGAAUAUGAAGCUUUGAUUUUGGGACUGCGAAUGGCUAAUGAUCUCAAUCUGAGAAGCGUGGAAGUCAAAGGUGAUUCAAGACUCGUGACAAACCAAGUAAACGGUGACUUUCAUGUCAAAGAGCCGCAUUUAACGCCCUACCGGGCGGAGGCCCAAAGAUUGAUGAACCAAACAGAGUUGACCUUGGAUCACACCGGCAGGGGUGGAAACAAGCACAUAGACGCUUUGGCGACCCUGGAAAGCAAAGUUCAAUUGAACGGAGAAGAAGAGGGUACCGUCACAAUAAAGAGAAAGGAGUUACCCAGCACUUGGAAAGAAGACUUGUCCUUCGAAGAAGCAGAUGAUUGGAGACUAGUGUAUAUCGAUGAUCUGACCCGGAUGGACGAGGGACGAGUGAUACCCAUCCAAGACUUGAAAAAAUUCAUCGUGAUCCAAGGAGCCUUGUAUUACAGGGCAGCUGGAGGAUCUCUUGCGAGGUGUGUGAAUAAAAGGGAAGCUGAGAAGUUGCUCCAGGAACUGCACGCGAAAACGUGUGGACAAACUGGCGCUGUUUACCUCUGCGGAAAACUUCAUAGGAAGGGCGUGUACUAG